Molecule: messenger RNA, 4893 nt
Organism: Xyrauchen texanus (razorback sucker)
Lineage: Eukaryota; Metazoa; Chordata; Actinopteri; Cypriniformes; Catostomidae
Product: aspartate--tRNA ligase, mitochondrial-like
Exons: 17
Coding region: 370-2379 (669 amino acids)
Biological process (GO): aspartyl-tRNA aminoacylation
Cellular component (GO): cytoplasm; mitochondrion
Molecular function (GO): aspartate-tRNA ligase activity; ATP binding; nucleic acid binding
Source: RefSeq, a predicted model, not a curated record
GUUCCAUGCGCUGAGCUGUAGCACUUCAACUGCUGUAGUGAUCUAAGCUAAAAUUCUGUACAUUACAAACGGAACGGUAGUAUGAAUAAACACAUGCGGAAGCGUUUCUUUUUAUAUGAAUCGGCGUUUACGGGUUCAUGGAAUUUGCGGUUAACUUCGGUGUACGUAUAAGAAAAUGAAAGAAAAAGUUAAGGUGACCGUCAAGGAUACAUUACGACAACGAAGUAAUUUGAUUUAUAGAUAUAGAUCAGCCUUGGCUUUACACAUAAACACACAAAAGAAUUGGAGUGUUUAGAGACUUUUCCAAGUACAGUAAGCUUUAUUGUAUCUAGAUAGAGCUCGAGGCACCACGACCUCAUAUGCUUGAUAAUGGCUUACAUGUACAGAUCAUUAUUCCUUAGGUCAGCCCAGCUGGUCUUCAGGUACUCACACUCUGAGGUGUGUUUGAGUAUUAAGCGCUCAGUGCCUGCCACCAACCAUUUUUAUUCCAUAAAACCAGCUUUCCCCCCACUGGUGUGGACUUAUAACUUUCCUAGAAGCUGCUCAAGUUACACUUCAGGUCAAAGCAGUUUUUCUUUAAGGACCCACACAUGUGGAGAAUUAUGUUCCAGUCAUAUAGACGAAGAGGUUACUUUAUGCGGCUGGAUUCAGUACUUGAGACAGGAUUUUUUUGUGAUCUUGAGAGACUUCAGUGGAUUGGUGCAAAUUCUGAUCCCACAGGAUGAGUCCAAAUCUGAAUUGAAGAAUGCUUUUCUUGGGCUCACAUUGGAGUCUGUCAUCGUGGUCAAAGGAAGAGUCAGGCGUAGACCAGAGGGACAGGAGAAUAAGAAAAUGUUUACUGGAGAAAUUGAGGUCUGUGCCGAGAACAUGAAAGUGUUGAAUACCUGCCAAAAACUGCCUUUUGAAAUUAAAGAUUUUGUCAAAAAAUCAGAAGCCCUCCGAAUGCAAUAUCGCUAUCUUGAUCUUCGAUCAUCCAGAAUGCAGUACAAUUUACGACUACGAUCACAAAUGGUGAUGAAAAUGAGGGAGUACCUUUGCAAUUUGCAUGGAUUUGUGGAUGUUGAAACGCCAACCUUGUUUAAAAGAACACCUGGGGGUGCCAAAGAGUUUGUAGUGCCAUCUGGAGACCCUGGGAUGUUCUACUGUCUUCCACAGAGCCCACAGCAGUUCAAACAGCUUCUUAUGGUGGCUGGCAUAGACCGGUACUUUCAGCUUGCUCGCUGCUACAGAGACGAGGGCUCCAAGCCUGACAGACAGCCUGAAUUCACACAGGUGGAUAUUGAGAUGUCCUUUGUAGACCAAGCUGGAGUCAUGAAUUUGAUAGAAGGCUUGCUCCAAUACUCCUGGCCAGAGGACAAAGGACAGAUUAAUGUUCCCUUUCCUACCAUGACUUAUGAGGAAGCCAUGAGAGACUAUGGAGUUGACAAACCAGACACUAGAUUUGGGAUGAAGCUUGUGGAUGUCACAACAGCAUUUCAGGGCACACAGAUAGAUUUCAUCAAGGACAUACUCUUUCAGUCAGGGGGCUGUGUUCAGGCCAUCUGUGUCCCAGAGGGAACGAAACACCUGAAGGGUACAGACUUGGAGUUCCUCAAACAAGCAGCCAAGACACAGUAUGGCCAGGAGGUGAGUUUGGCUCUUGUAAGGGCAGAUGGUUCAGUGAAAUCCCCUCUCAGCCGGCUGCUCUCGGACACGGCCAGACAGCAGCUGCUCCAGAUGGCCCAGGCCAAUGCCGGGGACCUGAUGUUCAUCACAGCUGGACCCCGAGAGAAUGUGCGCCCUUUACUGGGGAAGAUGAGACUGCAGUGUGCUGAGCUGCUUGAGGGCUAUGGCAUACCUGUUCGUGAUCCCUCAGUCUUUCACUUCCUGUGGGUUGUGGACUUUCCCCUCUUCUUGCCCAAAGAGGACAACCCAGAGAUGUUGGAGUCUGCCCACCAUCCCUUUACUGCCCCUGUCCCUGAGGACGCCCAUCUUCUGUACAUUCAAGCACACAAGGUGCGUGGCCAGCAUUACGACUUAGUGCUGAAUGGCUGUGAGAUCGGAGGAGGUUCUAUCCGCAUCCACAAUGCCUCUCAGCAGCUGUAUGUCCUGGAGACUAUACUCAAGGAAGACCCAUCCCUUCUUUCUCAUCUUUUGGAGGCUCUGAACUCCGGAGCCCCUCCACACGGUGGAAUUGCAUUAGGGCUGGAUCGACUUCUCUCAAUCAUUGUAGGAGCUCCCAGUAUCAGGGAUGUCAUAGCUUUUCCAAAAUCAUUUAGAGGCCAUGACCUCAUGAGUCAUGCCCCAGACUUUGUUUCUGAAGAUGACCUAAAGCCAUACCAUAUUUCGGUGACCUGGCCUAACAAGGAUACAGAGGGACAAGAGGACAAGAUAAAAUAAGCGCUUAACGGUUAGGGUUAGUUCACACCAAAAUGAAAAUUCUGUCUUUGUUUACUCUUUCCCAAUGCCAUUCCAAACCAUUUGAAAUGAUUUAUUGAGGGGAAAACAAAAGAUGUUUAGCAGAAUGUUUACUGUCGUUUUUUUUUUACAUGCAAUUAAAUUUAAUGUUGUACUGAGGCUGUCAAAUUCAUAAUAGUUUACCAGAAAAAUGGUUCAUAAAGAUUCAUUCAUUGUAUUUCAAAUCUUCUAUCACCAUACAAUUACUUUGUUUGAGGAACAGAUUGUAAUUUAAAGUCUUUAAAAGCUUGGGCAGCCCUGGUCACUAUUAGCUUUCAUUGUAUGGAAAAGAGCAGAUUUGCCAUUGUUCUAUAAAUAGCUCCUUUUGUGUUCCACAGAAGAGAGGAAGUUUCAUUUUUUGGUGAACCUUUCCUUUUAAAUGAUGUUCAUGAUUUCCCUUGGGACCAUGUGAUCACCAUCUGUGCCCAUUUCUGGUGAUGGAUUUUUUUUUCCUUCACAACAGAAGCAGGAUUACUUUAGUUCCUGUGAGAAUUGAGGUCCAUCCUCUGAGUCAAGGCUAAGUAGUCCCUACUGCUUCAUGAUCCAGGUCGUCUUCUCUGCUACAUCAGCACAUGAUUCAUGUACUUUCGUCAUCAAAAACAUGUGCUAUAAUUAGUGUUUUCAAGUAUAAUUUUGAAACAUUAAAUUAAUUGUGUAAAACGUGUUCCAUUCCAAGACUCCAUUCUAUGCUUUAGGUGCAGAGAGAGGUUGGAUUGUGAGAGUGGCUGAUAUUUCAGUAGGUGGCAGGGUUGUUCCAUUGCAAGUGUUUACAAUGAUCCACCCCCCUCAAUCCAGUUAGCCUGCGGAGGAGGCAGCGUGCACGCAUACCAUAUUCGGUAUGUUUUUCUCACCACCAGACAUACCGAAUAAAGCUAUAUUUCAGUUUUUCUCAGUGAUGCCUUAUCUGCAAAAGCAGAUGCUAAUUUUUCAUGCCCAGGUACAGCUACUCAUUACAGCCAGCGUUAUUUUGAAGCAGACCAAUAUGUUGGAUUGGAAAAAGGCUGCCAAGCUGUGAACACAGUUCUGUGGAUGACAAACUGCUUUUGCUGUUCAUCUAAUGACUUUUUUCCUUAAGUAUCCACUCAUUGCUUAUUUCCAGUACAUGAACAUGAUUACUUUUAAAUAAGUGCCCACAUCCAAAUGCAAUACAGUUUAAUGCUUUAGAACAGGGGGCUUGAACCUCUUUCAGUCCAAAGACAACAUGGAUAGAGAGACAGCAUGGACAUAUUUAGGGUGACCAUAUUUUGAUUACCAAAAACCAGGACACUCGGCCCGGCAAUGAGAUACUCAAAUGAUACUCGAAUUUUACUCAAAGAUGCCUUGUUAAUUUUAAUACAUUUAAAGUAGGCUAUGCCUCUGUAUGGAUAGAAAAUUGUUAUUACAAAAUGCUAUCUAUCAAAGACACAAAAAAGACGGCCAGGACAGGAAGUGAAAACAGGACAUGUCCUGGUAAAACAGGACGUUUGGUCACCCUAACAUAUUACAUGUUACAUUAUUGGCUUAUAAUGUGUGUACAGUACCAUAUUAAUAUGUUUAUUUACAUACUUUGUUGUGAUGUUUAUAAGCCAUUAAAAAAUAAUUAUUGAUGUUCUGAAUUGCAUGUACAUUUGGCCUUUUACUUAAUGCAUUUUACUGUUGGAGGGACAAUGAAACUUAAGCCCUAGUUGAAGGUAACAUAAUAUUGUAUAUUUGUUUAAUGAUUAUUUAUUAUUAUCUUAAAGUUUAAGAUGAUAAAGGGCUGCUAAAAAAACAAAAGAUAAGCAUGCUUGUCACAAUCAGUAAGCCAAUCAGCAGCGCUUCCCUUUAGCCACUUUACCUGUUGAUUGCCUGGAGUUUUUGGCAACAUGUCCAAGUUCACAAAGGGAUAGUUCACCCAAAAUUGAAAAUUCUCUCAUAAUUUAUUCACCCUCAUACUAUCCCUGAUGUGUAUGACAUUCUCUCUUCUGCUGAACACAAACAGAAAUGUUUAGGUCCUCACAAUGCAAGUUAAUGGAUACCAAAAUUUAGAAGUAAUCCAUACAACUCCAGUGGUUUUAAUUCAUUAGGUGUCUUUUUUUUCUCAUAUAAAUUCACCUUCCUGGCCAGUAGGUGUCGGUAUGCACGAAGAAUGCACAAAGAAGAAUGUGAAAGAUGAGAUUAAUAGAAAAAAAGUCAGUUUUUCACUGACACCUAAAUUAAUUACAUUUUUGGGGUGAACUAUCCCUUUUACUAUUCAUGUGAGACUGCCCACCAAACACAUUUAUAUUGUGGCAACAUUGCUGCCACGUUUUAUUUUACUUUGCAAACAUUGUUUGACGUGUUCUCCAUGUUGUGACAAUGUACAAAUGUAAGAUGCAAGAAGGCUGUGACAACAUUGCUGUGCAACUUUCAGCAACUGCAAAAGGACGUUCCAGCUACAUUUGUUUAUUCCUUAUGCCAUAGCAACACAUUACUCUUGAUAACCCAUUAUUUAACACA